AUGAUACACGAUCCUGAACUUGAACAUAAAAUUGAUACUGAAGUAAAAAUGAUUGAUGGUAUUGGAAAACUAUUGAAUGUUGCUACAAAUCCCAUGCAAAUAAUUGAAUGUCACAAAGCAUUAAUUGUUUCACAACAACGUAUGUUAGCCUAUAUGGCUGAAAUACAACGAAAACAACAAAAACUUUUGUCAAAAGAUGAUAAUAAUUUAGUGCCAACGAAAGCUGUCAUCACUAUUUCAGAUAUUCGAUUUCCGUUAACAUGGACUGAUUUAAAAGCGAAAGCAGAUCAAAAAAAGUUUGCUGUAUUCUGUUUGGCAAGAAUUGGUACUGUAGUUCUUGAUACAUCUAUGAAAUAUAUUGAUCGUCAAGCAGCUGAUAUUCUUUUUACAGACAAAUUAAUCUUUGAUAAUGUUCCACAUAAUUUUCAAUUAACAUUUGAAGUUUAUGCUUUGAAUACAAGUCUUGCUGUAAGUUCAUCGGCAAAAGAUUUUGCCAAUCGAUACAGUUAUUUUAGUACACAUGGUUCACCAAAAUUAGCAAGAAAAAUAUUCAAUGGAAAUCAUUCAUCAACAACAACGAAAAAUAAUGAUAAAUCAAAACAACCUCAAUCAAAAUUUGAAUUGAUUGGUGAAAUGAUAUUAACAAAAAAUAAUGUUUGGAAAAUAGCAAAAGGACGUCAAAUUAAUAUUAUUAAAAAAGAAAAUGCACUAACGCAAUUACCAAUAGCAAAUAUUUUUCAUAUGCGUUUUGUUGCUCAACCACAUUGUUAUACGAAAACAGCUUUCGUAGGUUUUGCUGAAAUCAAUAAUAUUCCGUAUACAUGUACAUUAUUAUCCGGUUUCUUGGUUGGUGAAGAAUUAACAAGAUAUCCUGUUGAAGAUUCUAUAAAUUUAUAUCGAUUUUCAACUCCAAUUACUCCCGAUACAUUGAUAUUAUCUCGAAAUAAUGGUCACUCAUAUUCAUUUUCUGUAUGUAAUAAAGGAUAUGAUCAAGAUGAAUUUUUUGUUCAAGAUCAAUUUACUUUUAAUAAUUGGAUACGUGCACUUCAACAACAUAUUGUUGAUCUAAAAGCAUGGCAAAUUUGUUUGGAACAUAUGCCAAGACGAUUUUCUCAACCUGUUUCAUCAGUACUUUCUGCACCACCAAAAGCAAAUUUAAGAACAAAAGCAAGAUCUUUAGACAAUAUAAACCACACAUCUAGUAGUAUUCAUUUUACUAUUGACAGAAUGACCGAUCCAUCGUGUCAUACAAGAUUAUAA
This is a messenger RNA of Didymodactylos carnosus, 1260 nucleotides long. The record is from the annotation of a GenBank genome assembly. NCBI's taxonomy places the organism in Eukaryota, Metazoa, Rotifera, Eurotatoria, Philodinida, Philodinidae.